AUGCUUGCAGCCCUGUUCGAAUGGAUGCUCUGGCUUAGCGCCUUCAUCUACUGCCUGAUCAAAGUUUGGAUGAAAGCCGACCAUUGGAGUAUAAGAGUCCUCGCCGUGGUGAUGAUCUUCUUGUUCACGGUGAUACGACUAGCAUUCCUUCCAGUCAUGCUCGUAACCCUGCCAUUGCCUCCACAGGUCACGGUUGACUUACCCCACGAGAUGGUACAUGGGUUUCAAGUGUUCGCAUUUUGGUCGUUUUCUAUUCUUCUAAUCGGACCAUGGCUAUUCUGUGUUUACGGGCUCGCUACGAAUUCACUGGGGAGAAAAAAGAGGAUCAAACGAGUGCUUGAUGAUCGAACAGCCCCGAAGACUGUGGUUGUGAUGCCAGUGUACAAGGAGGACCCAAGUGUCCUGAUUAAAGCCAUCAAUUCCGUGGUUGACUGCGACUAUCCUGCAAAUUGCAUCCAUGUUUUUCUUUCAUACGAUGGUGGCAAGGUGGACGAGCCAUACCUCCGUGUCCUCAACCAUCUCGGUAUUCCGACCACACUGGAGAGCUAUCCUCCGAGCAUUGACUGUAUUUACAAGGGUGCACGGAUUACGGUAUCUCGGUUCAAACAUGGCGGUAAAAGGCACUGCCAAAAGCAUACUUUUAGGCUGAUCGACAAGGUCUAUGCUGAGUACCUGAAGAGACAUGAUAAUUUGUUCGUUCUUUUCAUCGAUUCCGACUGCAUUCUUGAUCGAGUUUGCUUGCAGAACUUCAUGUACGACAUGGAACUUAAGCCGGGCAGCAAUCACAAUAUGCUUGCAAUGACAGGUAUCAUUACGUCGACAACGGAGAAAAACAGCUUGUUGACUAUCCUUCAAGACAUGGAAUACGUUCAUGGUCAGCUUUUUGAACGAUCCGUUGAGUCUGGCUGUGGUGCGGUGACUUGUCUCCCUGGGGCUUUGACUAUUUUACGCUUCUCGGCCUUCCGCAAGAUGGCCAAGUAUUACUUUUCGGACAAGGCUGAACAAUGCGAAGAUCUCUUUGACUACGGAAAAUGUCACCUUGGGGAAGACCGAUGGCUCACUCACCUGUUCAUGAUUGGCGCCACGGAGCGGUAUCAAAUCCAGCUGUGUAUGAGCGCCUUCUGCAAGACAGAAGCCGUCCAGACCUUUAGUACUCUCUUGAAGCAACGUCGACGAUGGUUUUUAGGUUUCAUCACCAACGAGGUUUGCAUGAUCACUGAUGUCCGGCUCUGGGUGCGCUACCCCCUUCUGUGUCUGGUUAGAUUCAUGCAAAAUACGAUCCGAACGACCGCACUGCUCUUUUUCAUCAUGAUCAUUGCCCUGAUUACAACCUCAAAGAAGGUGAACGAUCUUCCUGUGGGAUUCAUGGGGGUCUCCUUGGGGUUGAAUUAUUUACUCAUGCUAUACUUUGGCCUGCGUCUCGGACGCUAUAAAGCCUGGCUUUAUCCGAUCAUGUUCAUUGUGAACCCGUUCUUCAACUGGAUUUACAUGGUCUAUGGUAUUUUCACAGCCGGUCAGCGAACUUGGGGUGGACCACGAGCCGAUGCUGCCACUGCUGAUGACCAUACUACGCCAGGAGAAGCAGUUGAACGGGCAAAGGAGCAAGGCGAUGAGCUCAAUGUGAACCUCGAUACGUUCCGCGACAGCCUUAUGCGCCGAAGAUCCGUCCCCGUCCGCCCGUCGGAUAAUGUGGAAGGUCGAUUUGCACCUGCCAAGCAGCUGCUUGAUGGGUUUUAUGUCAACACAGCCGGCCCAGGGCCCGCACUUGCGCGGAUGGUCAACGCGAUGGAAAACCCCCGAAAUCCCCAAUACCAGUCACCUCCUCUCUUUCAGCAUUCGAAUGACUCUGUUUUCAGUGCAUCAUCGGAUUGCGGCUCUAGCUCGGUCGCUAUGCCACAGAACGUGGAAACCCUCCUGAUGAGUGAAGAAGACCAAAAGAAGCUCUAUUAUGCACGGCAAGGCCGGGCAUCAGCAGGCUCGGUGAGCCUUGGUGGUCACAAUUCGGAGAACCGCUUUGAUGAUGGAGUCACUCUUCAGCCUAUAGUUUCAGCAUCCGAGCGCGAUCCCCUGGGACUCAACCACCCACCAGGAGCAUACCACACUGCGCGCUCUUGA
Molecule: messenger RNA, 2115 nt
Organism: Penicillium expansum
Lineage: Eukaryota; Fungi; Ascomycota; Eurotiomycetes; Eurotiales; Aspergillaceae
Gene: chsD
Product: chitin synthase D
Exons: 2
Coding region: 1-2115 (704 amino acids)
Cellular component (GO): cell periphery; cell septum
Molecular function (GO): chitin synthase activity
Source: RefSeq, a predicted model, not a curated record